Molecule: messenger RNA, 675 nt
Organism: Ilex paraguariensis (yerba mate)
Lineage: Eukaryota; Viridiplantae; Streptophyta; Magnoliopsida; Aquifoliales; Aquifoliaceae
Source: the annotation of a GenBank genome assembly
AUGGAACGUGGGGAAAGCUCUGAGCAAAACACAAAGACCAACACAAGAUCAAGCCUUGCCAUGACGAUUGAGGAGGAGACUGAAAACUCCAAAGGAAACAAUGGCGACACCUCCUCUAGGCGUCCCAUGAAUGAACAAGACCAAUUCAUGCCCAUUGCCAACGUCAUUCGAAUCAUGCGCCGCCUCCUUCCGCCACAUGCCAAGAUCGCCGACGACGCCAAAGAAACCAUCCAGCAAUGCGUCUCCGAGUACAUCUCCUUCAUCACCGCCGAGGCCAAUGACCGGUGCCGCCGUGAGCAGCGCAAGACAAUCACCGCUGAGGACGUGCUAUGGGCAAUGAGCAAGCUUGGGUUCGACAAUUACAUGCAGCCUCUCACUCUCUACCUGAACAGGUACCGGCAAUAUGAGUCCGAGCGCACGUCAGUUCGUGGUGAGCCUUUUGUCAAACGGACAGUGGACUAUGCUCAGGGAUCAUCGUUUCCGGUGCCGUCUCCGGCAUAUGCUCCGGUGCUUCCUCAUGGGCCUGGGCCUGGCCAUGGCCAUCCACAAGGUUUGUUUAACCCAGCUGCAAUGGUGAAUGAGUUCUAUAGGAAUGCUCAGCGGGGUCUACCAGGUGGGAGCUCCUCAAAUGUGCAUGGUUUGCCGAGCUUCGAUCCUUAUGGGCAGUUCAAGUGA